AUAUCUUCCACUCUGGAUACAAGUGGAGAAAAUAAUUCUCUAAGUCAGAAAGAAUCUGGUCCUAGUUAGUUCAGCAAUUUGUGCUGGUUUUUAAAUCUUCUAAGUAGCAAUACAGGCUGUGCAAAAAUUCACUGCUGCUUUUAACAGCAGCAACUGCAAGAUGGUACGUGAACAGUAUACUACAACAACACCAGGUACUAAUCUACAGAGACCAGAAACUGAGUAUGUCUACAAUGUUGGCAUCUAUGGCUGGAGAAAGCGUUGCCUUUACCUAUUUGUCCUCCUCCUGAUCAUCCUCUUAGUUGUGAAUCUUGCUUUGACAAUUUGGAUUCUUAAAGUGAUGUGGUUUUCUCCAACUGGAAUGGGAUACCUAGAAGUUCAAAGUGAGGGGCUUCGUCUAGAAGGGGAGUCAGAAUUUUUAUAUCCUUUAUAUGCCAGAGAAGUUCACUCUAGACAGGACUCAUCGCUAUUAUUACAAUCUACCCAUAAUGUGACUUUAAACGCACGCAAUAGUGAUGGGAACGUCACAGGCAGAUUAAGUGUAGGUCCUGACAUGGUACAAUUCGAUGGUCAGGAAUUUCAGAUCAACUCUAUGGAUGGAAACCCUCUUUUUACUGUGGAUGAAAAUGAAGUUAUAGUUGGUCCAGAUAAACUUCGAGUAACAGGGCCAGAAGGAGCUCUUUGCGAACAUUCUAUAGAAACACCCCUUAUCAAAGGUAUUAAAGAUGCAAAAGGUGAUAAAGAGCUAAGACUUGAAUCACCAACUCGGUCUCUCAGCAUGGAUGCUCCGCGAGGGAUUCACAUUAAAGCCCAAAAUGGAGCUUUUAAGGCUGUUUCUCUUUUGGAUAUCAAGCUUCACAGUAGCAAUGGCGUGCUUAGGCUUGAUGCCGAAACUUUACGAUUGUCCAAAUUGCCUGCAGGAACAACCGGAGAAUCUGGCGAAUCUCAAGGACUCUAUGAAGUCUGCGUUUGCCAAGAUGGAAAGCUCUACUUAACAGAGGCUGCUAAGGACUCUAAUUGCGUAAAAUAUAGUCGUGAUUGUCAAUAAAGCACCCUGAACAUA
This is a messenger RNA of Elgaria multicarinata webbii, 1063 nucleotides long. RefSeq names its product sarcoglycan gamma (gene SGCG). Gene Ontology annotation, cellular component: sarcolemma; sarcoglycan complex. The record is from RefSeq and is a predicted model, not a curated record. The transcript has 9 exons. Gene Ontology annotation, biological process: cardiac muscle tissue development; heart contraction. NCBI's taxonomy places the organism in Eukaryota, Metazoa, Chordata, Lepidosauria, Squamata, Anguidae. Bases 161 to 1048 code for a protein of 295 amino acids.